AUGUCUCAGUCUAACAUUGAAGGGCAAAAGAAGGCCGUUGCAGUGUCUGCUGCGGUCCAGCAAAGUGACAACAUGGCACAUGCAUUGGCGGGCGCUGGAGGCGGUAUACUGUCAAUGCUCUUGACUUAUCCCCUGAUAACCCUUUCCACGAGAGCGCAAGUCGAGUCCAAGCGUGCCCAUUCCACGACGUACGACGCAAUACGCCGCAUCAUUCAACGAGAGGGGGUUUCUGGGCUCUAUUCCGGUCUUGAAUCUGCGCUCUUUGGCAUCAGCGUCACGAACUUCGUUUACUACUAUUGGUACGAAUGGACGCGUUCGGCUUUCGAAAAGGCGGCUGCGCGGGCGGGGCGGUCCUCAAAGAAGCUCACGACGGCGGAGUCAAUGAUCGCGGGCGCUAUCGCCGGGAGUGCGACGGUCCUGAUCACAAACCCUAUAUGGGUUGUAAACACUAGAAUGACAGCCCGCAAGUCCGAGUCGGAACAAGAAACAUUGCCAGGGACUCCCCCCAAGAAGUCGCGGGCAUCUACAAUUAGUACAUUGUUGGACUUGCUCCGGCAAGAGGGGCCCAAGGCUCUCUUUGCUGGUGUUUUGCCAGCCCUCAUUCUGGUUAUUAACCCGAUUCUACAGUACACAAUUUUUGAGCAGCUGAAGAAUAUUGUGGAGCGUCGUAGGCGUAUGACGCCAAAGGAUGCGUUCUAUCUUGGGGCACUUGGCAAGAUACUGGCAACUUCGAUCACCUAUCCCUAUAUUACGGUGAAGAGUCGCAUGCAUGUUGCUAGUAAAGAUGGUCCUAAGGAGAGUCUGAACGGGAGCCUGAAGAGAAUCGUCAAGGAAGAGGGUUUUGUGGGCCUUUACAGAGGCAUUGGGCCAAAGGUCACACAGAGCGCCAUUACUGCGGCGUUCUUGUUUGGGUUCAAGGAUGUUCUUUAUGACCUUAUGGUCUCUCUUCGAAAGAGGAACCGGGCAAUUUCCAAGUGA
Molecule: messenger RNA, 978 nt
Organism: Aspergillus tubingensis
Lineage: Eukaryota; Fungi; Ascomycota; Eurotiomycetes; Eurotiales; Aspergillaceae
Gene: pmp47
Product: putative peroxisomal membrane protein Pmp47
Exons: 3
Coding region: 1-978 (325 amino acids)
Cellular component (GO): peroxisomal membrane
Molecular function (GO): FMN transmembrane transporter activity; NAD transmembrane transporter activity; ATP transmembrane transporter activity
Source: RefSeq, a predicted model, not a curated record